Molecule: messenger RNA, 1218 nt
Organism: Plasmodium inui San Antonio 1
Lineage: Eukaryota; Apicomplexa; Aconoidasida; Haemosporida; Plasmodiidae
Exons: 2
Coding region: 1-1218 (405 amino acids)
Molecular function (GO): tRNA binding
Source: RefSeq, a predicted model, not a curated record
AUGUCUGUUUUAACGUUAGUCCAGGACGAUGUGAAAUCAGAUAUUCUGAAAUUGGUCCUUGACUUUAUCAAAGCGGUAGUCAUCAAAGAUGAUGAAAAAGUAGAAUUUCCCGAAGUGCGACACGAGAAGAAAAUUUCUUUCGAGUAUAAGGACAAAAAGUACAAGGAGCUGUUUUGCACCCUUUACGCGAUUAUCGAUAUAUACGACUGCUACAACGAAUUGUUCAACGAAGAUGAAGGCAAAGUGAGCGAAAAUGAAGAAUUCAUUUUCCAUUUGGCCAGUGACAAAUUUAAACUGAAGCAGCUAGACAUGAAGCAUUUGAAUGAUCUGCUGUGCGAAAAAUCGUACAUUGUAUCGAAUAGACAUGCUUCCAUAGUGGACAUUUUUUAUUUCUGCUCUGUUUAUAAACCUUUAAGUGAAAUGCCCGCCAAUGAGAGAGUCGAAAAUUCACACAUAUAUAGAUGGUUUUUACACAUUCAAGAAACCUUAGUGGGGAAAUUCACUACACUGAAAAGGUUGGACGUUAGGGACAGCCUGGAAACUUUUCUAAAUAGUAAAAAUGUAAUGAGCCCAAGUGAGCGAGCUAAUAAUGCAGGCAUGAGACAACAGAAGGAUGAUAAGAAUGCAAAAAAUGAAAAUGGAGAAAAUGAAAAAAAAAAAAAGAAAAAUAAUGAUCAAAAUAAAAUUGCUCAGAAAAAAAAAGUAGAGGAACCAAAGAGCCUGGACGAUAUUACCAGAUUAAAUAUUAUCGUAGGGUAUGUAGAGGAAGUAGAAAUUCACCCCGAUGCGGAUACGCUGUACUGUUUGAAGGUAAAUGUGGGGGAAGAAAAAUCCAGGGACAUUUGCAGUGGCUUAAGACUUAAAAAGAAUUCAGAAGAUUUACUACACAAAUACGUUUUAGUGUUAGCCAAUUUGAAGGAAAAGUCCUUGAGAGGAAGAAAAAGUCAUGGUAUGGUUUUAUGCGGAUCUUUUGGUGAACAGAUAGAGCUACUUACCCCCCCAUCUGGAGUCAACGCUGGGGAGAGAAUUAUUUGUGAAAAUAUGGACGUCAAUAAGUUACCAGAUAAAACCUUAAGCUUUGAUAAGGAGAAGAAUCCCUUUUUUCAUAUCCAGCCACAUCUGCUCGUCAAGAAUGGGGUAGCCUAUUAUAAAGAUGUCAAGUGGCUCUCGUCUAAAGGAGAAAUCACUUGCCCCUUAGAACAGGGAACAAUUUCGUAG